AUUAAAAGCGGGCUGAAAACAAAAACAAAUACACAUUUCGUUGCGUAAAUUAAUGGAACAAAAUUGCUGAUUUUAGCACAAAAAUAAAGUCUUCAACGUGUCAAGACUAUUCAAAGCAUUCGACAUGAGUUCGAGUCAAGAUUUGCUCUCGGAAGCUGCUGCUACUGCCUUACCUUCUUCCGGUUCGUCAUCCACAGAGCUUUCCAUCGGAGCAUCUCUCAUGCGAAUCGACAGUUCAGAGCCAAAUACCUCGAAAAAUGUCGAAAUCAUUGAAUUAGAUGCGGAUUUGGAGUUCGCCAAAGAGCUAGAUCGAACAUUAAAUGGCACAAAAGUCCCCGAGGAAUGCAAUUCUGACUUGGAAUUCGCUCGAAAAUUGCACGAAGAGCUCAAUAAAGAAGAAAUUCCGGAAUCUUCGAAGAGACCUCAGAGCUUUGACGAUGACGUUGUCGUCGUUCCGCAUCAAAUUGAGACAAUUGAAGUUCGUAGCGACGAUGAAGACGAAGAUUUGGUCGUUAUUGAGAGUUCUUAUGAUAAUCCCGUUGACGAAGUAAUUUUCGCGGGAACCUCAAUGGGAUCGAUUAACUUUGUGAUUCAAGAACUCGGGAUAAAAUACAACCCAGCAACGUCUUUCGACUGGAAACAACAUUCGAUGAAACUGAAUUUGAAAGGAAUUUUCGGUCGUUUUAGCAAAUUGUACUUUAACGAGCCCGAAUGCUUCAAACACAUCGAACUUGGAUGGACAACAGAUUUAGGAAAUAAACCCGCAAGACUCCGUUUGCUCACAGAUAAGACCCAAAUUUCGCUGAAUCAUAAUUUAAAGCUCGUGCCGCGAAUUGAAUUCUUGUCGCAACUCCUGCGAGUCAUGCUGAUUUUGUUUAUUCGCGAAAAAUACGGACUUGGCAACAACAUUGUCGCGUUCAAAAAGAACUUUUUAAAGUCCUUGCAGCACAUUAACAAGGUUUGGAUGACGAAUGUUCGCGAAAGUGGCGAUUUGACGUUUAAUCAUGAGGUUGACAAGCGUUGUUGGUAUCGUUGCACGGGCAUGUGUCAGGAUCACGCGCCAUUUUACGGGACUUUUCGUUCUGCCACAGAGCCCGGAGGACAUUGUUCAUGGUGGUUGACGCAUCGAACGAAUUGCAGUGCGACACUUUUUCGUCUUUACGAAGUCACAAAGUUCAUUGGAAACACGCCGAGCAACGAAGAAAGAUUUUUCGUGACAAAUGUUAAACAUCGCAGUCUCAAAGUCGACUUGAAAAAGGCAAAUAAGGAUUUUUUGAAGCCUGAGGCGACAAUUGAUCUCGAUAUGGAGCGACAAGGGAGUGAAAUUCCUUCAGAAGCAACAAGUUAUAUUGAUAUCAUUGACAAUCAGCGCGAUGAGGAUUUGUUGUACGGGCAUCGAUUGUCAGAUCCGGUUGAUCGUUUGGGUUUGAAACCAGCCGAGGAGUUUAUGAAGUAUUUUGAUCGAAGUUUGGGAGUCGAUUAUAAUGGAUAUUUGAUUCCGUGUCCGAUUUGCGGGGAAAAAGUUAAUAGGCGAUUGUUUGGGGAGCAUUUUGAUGGAUGCAUGGGUUUCUCGCAAAAGGUCGAGUACAAACCUGUACGUGUUAAUUGGGAGGAAUGGCCAAAUGCGAAACGUGUUAAAUAUUAAAUAUGAAGAAAUUUGUAAAUUUUUUUGGAUGGAGAUACUAAGCCAGAGAAAAUGUUACCAAACCAAAAAAUGUGAUGAAAAAACCUCAUAAAUGAAAUUUUGUACUAUGAAGUAAAAUUUAAUUAAUUAUUAA
This is a messenger RNA of Culicoides brevitarsis, 1778 nucleotides long. RefSeq lists its product as uncharacterized. NCBI's taxonomy places the organism in Eukaryota, Metazoa, Arthropoda, Insecta, Diptera, Ceratopogonidae. Gene Ontology annotation, molecular function: DNA binding. The transcript has 3 exons. The record is from RefSeq and is a predicted model, not a curated record. The coding region runs from base 125 to 1645 and encodes 506 amino acids. Gene Ontology annotation, biological process: DNA repair.